CUCGAGAAAUGUUUUAGACAUGCCACCUCACCUCGUUCUAACUCCAGUACCAUUCAAUUAUACAACCCCAAGCUAGUGUCUAUAUAUACUCAAGCACUUAACGGACUACACUUACAACUUCAGUUCCACACUAACCAAAAUGGCAGCCAAUGCAGAAUGCGUAUGGGGUACAACUUGGGGAGGAAAGGGUGGAUCACGUACCUGGGAAUUCAUAAUACCUGAUGGUUCAACACUUACCAAGAUAGCUUUAAGCAGUGGAGACGCUUUAGAUUUCAUCCGUUUCACUUACAAGGAUGGGUAUGGCCAUACCCAUUCUUCUGAAAAAUUCGGUGGUGAUGGCGGCUCACCUCAUAUGAUCAUCUUUGACGACAAUGAGUACCUCAUCGGGAUUAGUGGACGUGUCGGAUCAUUUGGUGACCACACCGUGAUUACGUCAGUGACUUUUCAGACCAACAUCAGAACUUAUGGGGAAUACGGCACAAACCCCGGGACUGAUUUCUCGUUUGGGGUCACACGCGGUAAGUUUUCGGGAUUCUAUGGAAAGUGUGGCAGUUCCGUAGACUCUUUGGGUGUCAUUCUUCAGGCGUGACAUGAUAUAUGACAGCAUGCAUGCAUGUUGUGUUUGAUGGAAACAUAUGUUAGAUGGUUGGUCGUACGUCAUUUUGUUUUCUAAA
Molecule: messenger RNA, 674 nt
Organism: Lactuca sativa (garden lettuce)
Lineage: Eukaryota; Viridiplantae; Streptophyta; Magnoliopsida; Asterales; Asteraceae
Product: protein GOS9
Molecular function (GO): carbohydrate binding
Source: RefSeq, a predicted model, not a curated record